ACUGCAGGCGGCACUGCAGGCGGAAGUGCUGCACCUGUUGAGGUAAAAGUCUGUUCCUCCUGCCGGAAACUUUGACGGGUCACCUGGUCCACCUGGUCCACCUGGAGCCACCGACCCCCGGACUUGCUGGGGAGGUUCUGGACGUUCUGCGGCGGUUCUAGAGGAAGACCGGGUUAAUGGAUAAACUGAAGCAGGUUCUUGGCGGACAGGACGGCGGCGGAAGCUCGGAUGGGAGCGGCAUACUGGAGAGAGCCAAUCAGGCGUCCACUCUGGCCUGGGGGACCCGGAUGAAGGGCUUCCUCAUCUGCUUCAUACUGGGGGCCGUCUGCUCCAUACUGGCUACCUGCCUGCUGUGGAUCCCAGGGUUUGGACUUCCUGUGUUCGCUGUCCUCUACACCAUAGGAAACCUCUGCGCUCUGGCCAGCACCAUGUUCCUGAUUGGUCCGUUACGGCAGCUGAAGAACAUGUGUGCAAAGGUCCGAGCCUUGGCCACCGUCAUCAUGCUGGUCUGUCUGGUUCUGACUCUGUGCGCUGCGUUCUGGUGGAAGAACAACGGCUUGGCUCUGCUUUUCUGUGUGCUGCAGUUUCUGGCCUUCACCUGGUACGGCCUGUCUUACAUCCCAUUCGCCAGGGACGCUGUCAUCAAGCUGUUCUCCCUCUGCUUGUAGAGCCACCAAUCAGGACGCAGGAUGCUGGGGUGUGUAUCCAAUCAGGAAUCAGGGUUUUAUUUAUUAAUAAUCACAUUUUAUUUAAUUCUCCAUUUUAACAUAGAAUAAAGCAGCUUUAGUUUCAUAUUAUUGCAUUUCAGAUUCAGGCUCUUAGAAAUGAAAUGCUACAGGGCAACCAAGCACAGUUUGAGUAAAAAUAUGAAUCUGAUCAAAAUAAAAAUGAAGUUUAUUUAAAACUACCGUGGAGUUUUAGGGUCAGACUAAGAGGAUUAUAACUUUAUUCACCUGUUGUUACUUUAUUCUUGUACUGUUGCAACUUUGUUCCCAAAUUGUGAAGUUAUUCUUGGUUUAUUAUGAAGUUACUCUCAGUUGUUGCAACUUCACUCUCAUAAAUCCUUUUAGUCUGACUCUAAUUCCACACUAAAAAAUAAAUGAACAUAUGAACACGUAAAAUUUUCAAGCAUCUUGGUCACAUUUCUGCUCUUGCUUCAGCUGUUUUAUAAUAUUUAAUCUUCAGAUCAGAAAACACUUCAGAUUUACUGAAUUAUUCAGUUUGUAUCAUAAUAAAAACAUCUCAGUGUCUGAAUGUGAGCCAGUUAUUAAUUAUUAUUAUUAAUGUGUUCCUGUAACACGUUCAGUUGGUCCUGAAUGGGUCAAAUCUGCUCAGGUCACAAAGGUUUUUAUUUAUGGAACAAACAGAAAGAUAAAAAGAAUGAAUAAAUGAAAAACAAAACACGAAAGAAGAUAAAAUCAAAAAGGUGAAGAAAAUGGAAAUAUGAAGAGGAUUUUAUUGAAUUGAUAAUAACUGUAUUAUUUUAAUCUAUUUAUUUGUGAUUUGUCUUGAUUUUUAUUUGGUCCUGUUGUUGUUCCAUAUCAGCAGGUUUCUAUUGGGUCCAGAUUUAAUUCCUGUGUGAUAAUUAUGUAUUUUAUUAAUACUGAAUUUAACCUGACUGUGAAGACCUGGCCUGAGAGAAUGAAACAUUAUUAUUAUUAUUAUUAUUAUUAUUAUUAUUAUUAUUAUUAUUAUUAUUAUUCAGCUUUUGCCUGAGAACAAAUCCACUAAUGUUCCUUUGAUCUUGUUGAAGUUUUAACUAUUAUGGGAUGCAUUUCAUCAGAAUUAUUUUAUUAAUUAAUUCGUUUAUAGAAAUGAUUGUAAAUAUUUCCUGCUUUAACAACAUUUAAUUGAUUUAUCUUAAUAUUUCAUUGAAAUAUUUUGAUAAAUUAUUUAAAUUUGAGCAUUUUGUUCAGGGAUCCUCCGCAACUAAUAUCAGAAACAUCUAGCGCCCCCUUCAGUCCCGGUGAGGAAGUGAAAGAUGGUUUUAUUUUCAUAACAACAUUUUUCUGUUUGUAUGAUUUGAAUUCAUAUUUCUGAACCUUCUGGUUUUGGGUCCAGAUGGUUUCUCCAGAACCAUUUCACCUGUUUUUUGUAUUUCCUGUCAGAUCUGAAUAAAUGUAUUUUUGAGCCA
Gambusia affinis (western mosquitofish) is the source of this 2134-nucleotide messenger RNA. RefSeq names its product SFT2 domain containing 2b (gene sft2d2b). NCBI's taxonomy places the organism in Eukaryota, Metazoa, Chordata, Actinopteri, Cyprinodontiformes, Poeciliidae. Gene Ontology annotation, biological process: vesicle-mediated transport. The transcript has 8 exons. The record is from RefSeq and is a predicted model, not a curated record. Gene Ontology annotation, cellular component: membrane. Bases 177 to 668 code for a protein of 163 amino acids.